GUCAAUGGCUGCUGUCGAGAUUAAUAUAUGACGAUCAAUCAUCUACUGAGAACAAGUUGGCUGUCAGCAGUUAGUUAGCCUUCAGGGUCCUGGAUCUUCUCCCUGCAUACUUCAACUGUCUUUUCAUUAAGCUGGACCCUCCCUUCCCUGUGAGUAAAUUAUAUUUCUUGUGUGUCUGUGUGUAUAUCUGACACGGGAAAAGCAAAAAGGUUGCUUUUGCUUGAGACAUGCUAUUGCGGUGGCCUGUUGGGUCUCAUUGGAGCAAUUGACCUGUCAAUGUCAGUUGAGACUGUGCUUCUAUUCCGAACCACAACUGGGAAUGUAUUUUUAUAUUUUGCCUUAAAUGGAUAACUGGGGAGGAGCCAAAAGCAGAAUCUAAGUACUAGUCGACUGGUCUCUUUUUACUGGUUGAAGAGUAAAGCAAAGAAGUUUUAAAAAUGCAUUUCCCUUGUACUUUAAGUACGGGCAUGUAGAAAAUGUUGGUUCUUCAUGUACUUUCAAGCCAAGCCAUUAUGCCACGAAACCACUUGCAUAUCCAUAUAAAUUGAAACCAGGUGUUUUUCAUCUGGAAUUAUGCAAAUCAAUCAACUUCCUUGUACCAGACAGAAGAAGACAAAAAAUAUCAUGGACCGGAUAUUCUUCAUUUCUUUUCUUGGAUUGCUGAUUGUGGGCCAUGGAGUUGCAGGAAACAUGGUUUAUGACAACCUUGGUAUGCUUGAGGAUCUUGAAACCGUUGACAUUGAAGAAGGGCUGGAAGGUUUUGACGUACCUUCAUGGACAAGCGAACGCGGUGGCAAAGUUCUUGUGAACGUAGACAGCUUUGGCGCUGUUGGAGAUGGAGUUUCUGAUGACACUAAGGCCUUUGUGAAUGCUUGGAGCACAGUGUGCAACACAACAAAAGCAGUCUUCUUGGUCCCUCCAGGGCGCCAGUAUAAAGUUAAUGCGACGAAAUUUAAAGGACCUUGUGUCGAUAAGCUGAUCAUUCAGAUUGAUGGAACAAUAGUGGCACCUGAUGAACCUGCAAGCUGGGAUCCAAAUUAUGCAAGAUUAUGGCUACAUUUCAGUAAGGUGAAUGGAAUUAUCUUUCAAGGGAAUGGAGUCAUUGAUGGCUCUGGCAGCAAGUGGUGGGCUGCUUCUUGUAAGAAGAACAAGUCAAAUCCUUGCAAAGGGGCACCAACUGCAUUAACUAUUGAUUCGAGCAAUGGUGUGAAAGUUAAAGGGAUAACCGUCCAGAACAGCCAACAGAUGAAUUUUGUGAUUACCCGGUGUAACUCGGUCCGCAUUUCUGAUGUGAUAAUCUCGUCUCCUGGAGACAGCCCCAACACAGACGGGAUCCACAUCACUGAGUCCACUAAUGUUGUUCUCCAAGAUAGCAAAAUUGGAACAGGAGAUGAUUGUGUCUCAAUUGUCAACGGUAGCUCCAAUAUCAAAAUGAAGAGACUCUAUUGUGGACCAGGACAUGGCAUCAGCAUCGGGAGCCUUGGAAAGGACAACUCCACUGGCAUCGUCACAAAAGUUGUCCUUGAUACAGCAUUGCUCCGGGAGACAACCAAUGGCCUCAGGAUCAAGACUUGGCAGGGUGGCCAUGGUUAUGUUCGCGGGAUACGUUAUGAAAACGUGAAGAUGGAAAAUGUCGCCAACCCCAUCAUCAUUGACCAAUUCUAUUGUGAUUCACCUAAAUCCUGUGAAAACCAGACAGCAGCUGUGGAGAUAAGCCAGAUCAUGUACCGAAACAUCAGUGGAACUUCCAAGAGUCCGAAAGCCAUGAAGUUUUCAUGCAGUGACACGGUUCCUUGCAACAACAUAGUCCUGACCAACGUCAACUUAGAGGGGAAAGAUGGCACUGUAGAGACUUACUGCAACUCUGCUCAAGGCUUUGGAUAUGGCAUAGUUCAUCCUUCAAUCGACUGCCUAACCUCCCACGACAAGGACUACACUUCCACACCUGAUAUUAUUGAAGUUUCAGAAGAAACCAGCGAGGAAAUUGUUCACACAGAGCUCUGACCUUGUUUCUCAUUACACACAAAAAAAAAAAAAUCUACAGAGUCGUAUCACAUCGUAUAUUGCAAUUUGUAACGUACCAUAGUUCAUACCUAAGAUUGGUAAUCAGGAUAUAGGGUUUUCACUAUUAGCUGAUUUCUUGGGAGGUUUUCUUUUCCUAUUUUUUCAUAUAUGUUAGCGUGAUACAUGUUUGUUGCUGCAGCUAAUAAUGCAGCAAUGAGAUGGCAAAUAGCCAAAUUAUACACACUUUUAUAUAUUUUAUCUUCUGGGUUGUUGACAGAAGACACUGUAAGCUCUGUAAAUUGAGAAUCAAUCAAGCAACGAGGGUUCUUGAUAGAAGCUGGGGGUUCUUUUAUCCUUUAGAAGAGAUACAGACAAGUAGAACAUGGGUUUUGCUUUGGCUUACAGCAGAUAACAGGGACUGCAUAUAUAUAUAAUGCUCGAGAAGCAGGGUUCAGUUAUAUUAAAGCAAUACAAUUUGU
This is a messenger RNA of Linum trigynum, 2483 nucleotides long. The record is from the annotation of a GenBank genome assembly. NCBI's taxonomy places the organism in Eukaryota, Viridiplantae, Streptophyta, Magnoliopsida, Malpighiales, Linaceae.